AGAGAAGGCUGGCUGAGGAGCGCCUGGACAGCAGCAGUUGCUGACGUUCUAUAUCACGCGCCUGGGGCCCAAGGUAACCCAGACCUUUAAACAAACUGCCGGGCUGGGGGUGUUGCGGGGGCAGGAGAGGGAAAAGGGAGCGGAGACUUCGGGGGUCGCGCGAGGAUAGUGGUGGCCAUAGAGGUGGCAAAUGCGUGAAGGGAGGGAGUAGUAAUCCGAAUUCUAGGAGAAAUCAUAGGAAUUGAAGUCGCAGAAGCAAGAAAAGGGGUGUGAGAGCACAAGCGCGAAAAAGCGUGAGAGGGCGCAAGAGCUGGGUGGACCGAAAGUGCGCUGAGGGGCAACGGCUUAGAGUGGAACACACCGGGUCACAGAAGUAUAGGUUAGGUAGAAACAGAGGGACACUUUCUUCCUGUGAGUUCAUUUUCCAAAAGUGCGUCCUUUCAGCCAUUUUGGAGAGAAAAUGUUGACCCAAGUGUUUUUUAGGAUACAGGGAAAGAACGUCAGAGGAAGCUGCACCAAAGCGAGGCUGCGCAGGGCGCAAAAAAGCAGUCAGAGGGUGGCGCCUUUUUUAAAGAAGUUUCCAUCCUUUCUGUCCUAAAGCUCAGGCCGUUCCCCACCCCCACCGCUCGCUAGCCUUCUGUUCCCAGUCCCCUGGCAUGAUCUGAUCGCCUUUGAAGCAGUCGCAGCUGUUUUCCAGACGCCUUGCUCCUCAGGUCGGGGAGUGAUCUGAUGGCCCAGGUUCGAGAAACUUCUUUGCCCUCCGGCUCUGGGGUCCGCUGGAUCUCCGGAGGUGGGGGAGGAGCCUCUCCUGAGGAGGCGGUUGAGAAGGCGGGGAAAAUGGAGGAGGCGGCGGCGGGGGCUACGAAGGCGUCUUCGAGACGUGAAGCCGAGGAGAUGAAGCUGGAGCCAUUACAAGAGCGUGAGCCCGCGCCGGAGGAGAACUUGACGUGGAGCAGCAGCGGCGGCGACGAGAAGGUGCUCCCUUCAAUCCCCCUUCGCUGUCACAGCAGCUCCUCGCCCGUUUGCCCGCGCCGCAAGCCCCGCCCUCGGCCCCAGCCCCGGGCCCGCUCCCGCAGCCAGCCUGGGCUCUCGGCCCCACCCCCGCCUCCAGCCCGGCCCCCGCCCCCGCCGCCACCCCCGCCCCCACCCGCACCGCGGCCCAGGGCCUGGCGUGGAUCCCGGCGCAGAUCCCGGCCUGGGUCCAGGCCUCAGACACGGAGAAGCUGCUCUGGUGACCUAGACGGGUCGGGGGAUCCUGGCGGCUUAGGGGACUGGUUGCUGGAGGUCGAGUUUGGUCAGGGUCCCACAGGCUGCUCUCAUGUGGAGAGCUUUAAAGUAGGUAAGAACUGGCAGAAGAACCUGAGGUUGAUCUACCAGCGUUUCGUUUGGAGUGGGACCCCAGAGACUAGGAAACGUAAAGCAAAGUCAUGCAUCUGUCACGUAUGUAGUACCCAUAUGAACAGACUCCACUCUUGUCUCUCCUGUGUCUUUUUUGGCUGCUUCACUGAGAAACAUAUUCACAAACAUGCAGAAACAAAGCAGCACCAUUUAGCUGUAGACCUUUAUCAUGGGGUCAUAUAUUGCUUCAUGUGUAAGGAUUAUGUAUAUGACAAAGACAUAGAACAGAUUGCCAAAGAAACAAAAGAAAAAAUUUUGAGAUUAUUAACUUCCACCUCAACAGAUGUUUCUCAUCAACAGUUUAUGACAUCAGGGUUUGAAGACAAGCAAUCAACCUGUGAGACAAAGGAACAGGAGCCAAAAUUGGUGAAACCCAAGAAAAAGAGAAGAAAAAAGUCAGUCUAUACUGUAGGCCUGAGAGGGCUAAUCAAUCUUGGGAACACUUGUUUUAUGAAUUGUAUUGUCCAGGCACUUACCCAUAUUCCUCUACUGAAAGAUUUCUUCCUCUCUGACAAGCACAAAUGUAUAAUGACAAGCCCCAGCUUGUGUCUGGUCUGUGAAAUGUCUUCGCUUUUUCAUGCUAUGUACUCUGGGAGCCGAACUCCUCACAUUCCCUAUAAGUUACUGCAUCUGAUAUGGAUCCAUGCAGAACAUUUAGCAGGGUACAGGCAGCAGGAUGCCCAUGAGUUCCUUAUUGCAAUAUUAGACGUGCUACAUAGACACAGCAAAGAUGAUAGUGGUGGGCAGGAGGCCAAUAACCCCAACUGCUGUAACUGCAUCAUAGACCAAAUCUUUACAGGUGGCCUGCAAUCAGAUGUCACAUGUCAAGCCUGCCAUAGUGUUUCUACCACCAUAGACCCAUGCUGGGACAUCAGUUUGGACUUGCCUGGCUCUUGUGCCACAUUCGAUUCCCAGAACCCAGAGAGGGCUGACAGCACAGUGAGCAGGGAUGACCACAUACCAGGAAUCCCCUCACUUACAGACUGUCUACAGUGGUUUACAAGGCCAGAGCACCUAGGAAGCAGUGCCAAAAUCAAAUGCAAUAGUUGCCAAAGCUACCAGGAGUCUACUAAACAGCUCACAAUGAAAAAAUUACCCAUUGUGGCUUGUUUUCAUCUCAAGCGGUUUGAGCAUGUAGGCAAACAGAGGCGAAAGAUUAAUACCUUUAUCUCCUUUCCCUUGGAGCUGGACAUGACUCCGUUUUUGGCCUCUACUAAAGAGAGCAGAAUGAAAGAAGGCCAGCCACCAACAGAUUGUGUGCCCAAUGAGAAUAAGUAUUCCUUGUUUGCAGUGAUUAAUCACCAUGGAACUUUGGAAAGUGGCCACUAUACCAGCUUCAUCCGGCAACAAAAGGACCAGUGGUUCAGCUGUGAUGAUGCCAUCAUCACCAAGGCUACCAUUGAGGACUUACUCUACAGUGAAGGGUAUUUACUGUUCUAUCACAAACAGGGUCUAGAGAAAGACUAGUCUUACCAGACCACUUACUGAAAAAAAAGUAAAUGAUUAGGCAAGGAUUUUGAAGUGACACACAGACCUACUUGGAAUGGACAAUGACAGUAACACCUAUGUGACAGCUAGUAUCUUGAUAUAAAGAACCUAUUUUAGCAUGGCCCAUGGGUCUGUCGGAAGAAAAAAAUGAAUACUAACCAGUGACCAUUCAACCUUAAGAAAUGGGGAGAGGGAGAAGAGGUUGAAAAUGGUCACAUAAAGCAUAAUGAAAUGAAAAGAAUGCUUUAGGUGGGGACAACGGGAGUAGAAGUGUUCUGAUGCUACUCUAUGUCAUUUGUUUUUACAGAAAUAUCUUGUGAAGUCAGGGAGUAUUCCUUUAUCAGCAAAAACUUCACAAUUGGUGUUCCAGCUGUGGCUGACCAGCUAAAUAGUUUGAAAGAAAAAUAAUAUUUUAAAAUAAAGUUUAAAGAGCUUUAAAAGAAAAACAUUUAAAAAGGAAAAAAUCAUUUUUAAGAUUUUAAAAGAAAAAAACUUUUAAAUGUUGAAAAAAAUUUAAGUUGUUAUUUUUAAAAGAAAUAUUUUAAAAGUUAAAAAUAAUUUUUUAAUUUAAAGAAGUUUCAGAAUUUUAAAAAUUAAAAGCAAAGAAAAUUAAAUUCUUAAAGUUUAAAAAUGUAAAAUAAAUUAAGGAACAAGGUUAAAAAUGAAAGUUUACCAAAAAAAGGAAGAAAAUACUGUUAAAAAUUAAAGUUAGAAACAAAGGAACAUCUUAAAAGUUUCAAAUGAAGGAAAAUAAUAUAAAUAGAUAUUUCAAAAUUAAAGCAUAAAAUAUACGUAUUUAAAAAGUGUUAACAAAAUUACUACUAUAAUGAUUAAGAAAUAAAUUUUCAAAAAUACAGAAUGGAAUGCAAUUCAGAUUUUAGAGAAAAGUUUUAAAAGAGGCAAGUUUAGAAUAAUUCAAGACAAAAAGACAAAAUGUGUUUAAAGACAAAAAUUGAAAAAAUACAGGAAGAAAAUAGAGACUUGUAAAAUAAAAAGAACCUUAGAUAAGUUCAAGAGAUUUAAAUGAAAACUUUAAAUAUUUAAAUAAAGAUUUAAAAAUUUAAGCUUUUAAAAAGAAAAACAGUUACAUAAAAAUUGACCAGUGAAAAAAUGUGAAAGAUUCAAGUAGAAAAAAUUAUUAAAAUUAAAAGUUUAAGAAGUUCUAUUUUUUUAUUUAAGCAUAUUAAAAUACAGACGGGUAUGAAAGAAAUAAAUGGAGGAGACAGGAAUAACGACAGCGGUGUGUGAGUAUAUAUAUAUAUAUAUAUUUUUUUUUUUGAGCUUUAUGUUGAUAUAUCAAUAUACGUUGGAAAAGGAAAUAGACAUUUUAAUCAUUAUCUUACCAUCCAAUUGUGAAAUGGCUGCAAGGCCUAAACACUAACUAACCCACCUUCCCCUCUUGAGAUUCCAUGCCCCAUCUCAUAUCCUGAAGGAAGUCAAAUUACUUCCUAGGCAGAAUCAAUUCAUCUGAGAAAAAUGAAAACAUUAGGGACUUUCCCAUUUAGAACUGCAUUAUUCAUACAAAUUCUUAGCUUCUGAAAAGGGGCUCUUGAUAAUUUGGUGGCUUAGAGAAGUUAGAUCACAGCUGUGAAGCUCUGGCUUUGGUAUUUGAGCCCCAUGGCCUGAUUGAGGAAGUGGCAGGGACCCAUAUCUGAGGCCUUCCCACCUUCCUUUUUCCCUCUUCCCCCUCCAAGGAGAAACAAGACCUUUAAUUUCCACAGUAGAGCAAUGGGUUUGUGCUUGCAGUCCUUCUGCUCAUUCUUUAUUCCCUCUUUAUUUCCUUUUUUUGUCACUCAUGCCUAGUUCCCUGAACCCCUUACUUACCUGGCCUUACCUACAUCUCUGAGCCCCAGCCUGCAGGGCUCCUUCUUUGACUAUUCACCUGGUGGCUUUUACUCCUCCUUCAAGACCCAACUCACAGAUGACUUCUCUGGAGUCUUCCCUGAAUGCUCUAGGCAGGUAUAAAUGAGAAAAUUGUUCCUCUCUUCCCCUCUUUAUUCCUCUCACUGUGCCUCCAAAGUACUUUGUCCAUACCUCGGUGAUAGUACUUAUUCUACUGUGAUUUUAUUGUAGCUUUGUGAUUGUCUGCCCCUCUGCACUGAGCAUCUAAGAACAGGGGGCCAAGCCUUAUUCAUUUCUGUGUUAAUAAAUAUUUGUUAAAUGUGAA
Messenger RNA from Homo sapiens (human), 5053 nucleotides. It is a transcript of the gene USP51, whose product is annotated as ubiquitin specific peptidase 51. Gene Ontology annotation, biological process: protein deubiquitination. The coding region runs from base 730 to 2865 and encodes 711 amino acids. Lineage: Eukaryota; Metazoa; Chordata; Mammalia; Primates; Hominidae. Gene Ontology annotation, molecular function: zinc ion binding; histone H2A deubiquitinase activity; cysteine-type deubiquitinase activity. Gene Ontology annotation, cellular component: chromosome. The record is from RefSeq and is a predicted model, not a curated record. The transcript has 2 exons.